GUUUUUAGGAAACGGAGGACACGUCAUAUCCGGCUAUUUUGUAACAGGAAGUAGUGUGAAGGUUGACCAUUGUGGAUGCUAAAAUGGGUGUUAAAAUAGAGAUGUUUCGGAUGGUGCUGUAUUUAUCAUUUCCCGUUACCAUGUUUUGGAUAUCAAACCAGGCUGAAUACUUUGAAGAAUAUAUAGUCAAGAGAAAGAGAGAAAUCUUUCCUCCCGACGAGAAAAUGCACAGAAAAGAGUUGGAGGAAUUUAAAGAAAGAAUGCGGAACCGUAAGGAGAAACGCUUAUUGAAAGAAAUGGCUUUGGAGUCACAAAACUAAGGACAAACAACAACAACAACAACAACAACCUGGAAAGAGUUUUAUUUCAUUCAGAGCAAACUGUUUUCCAUUUGGAUUUGGAUACCAUUUGGACUGGACCCCAAGCUUUUCCGAUCAACAGACGCUUUAAUAAAAUGUAUGCUGAAUUGCAAAUUAUGUUCUUGAUAUUUUGACCGUGUUGCACUUUGAAGAAUUGCUGACAUCAUUGUCCUUCAUAAUAUCUAUUUCCAUCAGAUUCGACAAUAUUGAUUUAUUCAAGUAUGCUUAAUUGUUCUUUAAUGAUUGUUUUUGAUGCUGUCUUGAUAAAGUUCAAUGUAAUACGAUUUUUCCAUGAACAUCUUUAAGAAAUGAAAAUUAAAGGAUUAUUUUGUAAAUGUAUGUCUAUGUGUUUUGGACACCACAUGUUUGAUUAGAAAGAUACUUUCUACCACUGAAGUUGGUUUUCGAUUUAUCAUUUUCGCUCACGAAAGAUGAAGCAUGUAAAUUCUCUUUAUUUUUUGGUUUGGAUCUUUCAUAUGGAUUCUAUCCACAUACUUUAACUGUGGCAUGCAUAGACAGGUAUAACUACAGAUUUCCAUCAAUUAAACGGCAGUCCUCACUAACAUUGGAUAACUAUCGCCAAUCUUUGGUCUGUGGUUUUUUAAUGUAUUUAAAUGACCUGAGAAGUCACAAAUAAAGUCUUGUGACUUAACACAACGUUAUUUGGGACAAAAAGUAUUCUGUCUCAUGCAUGUUUCGGGUGUCUUGUGGACCAACAACAAUAACAGCCUUAACAAUUUGUGUCAACAGAGUUUACUUUCUCAAUUACAAGCAAUAUAGAUAGCCUAUAUAUAUCAUGUUUGCCAUUUACCUCUGUUAAAUCCAAAUGAGGAAUGAAGGUGCUUUUUUGUGAUAAGAUGUGAUUUUAGUUUUAAAAAGCAAUUAUAAUCGAUAUGGGUUGAUAUAAUCAGUUUUAUCUUGAAAAAAUAUAAAUUAAACAAGGUUUUAAAA
Messenger RNA from Gadus macrocephalus (Pacific cod), 1310 nucleotides. Its product is annotated as protein PET100 homolog, mitochondrial. The record is from RefSeq and is a predicted model, not a curated record. The transcript has 4 exons. NCBI's taxonomy places the organism in Eukaryota, Metazoa, Chordata, Actinopteri, Gadiformes, Gadidae. Gene Ontology annotation, biological process: mitochondrial respiratory chain complex IV assembly. Bases 84 to 320 code for a protein of 78 amino acids. Gene Ontology annotation, cellular component: mitochondrial inner membrane; mitochondrion.